AGUCCGACCCGAGAUCAUCUUCCCUUCUCCUCUCUCGGGGGAUUUUUCACAGACAUUCGCAGAAGAGAGAGAGAGAGAGAGAGUGAGAGAGAGGAUGAGCGAGACGAGGCCAGUGCCCAGGAGAGAGAGUCCAUGGGGACUGCCAGAGGGAGACCAUCGUCAACCCAAAGCCCAUCGCUGCAACGAUCGAGCUGAGGACGUCAUUCAAGCUUGUUUUGAAGGAAAUCCAUUCAAGACGGUUCCAGGACCCUUCAAGCUGUUUUGGCAAUGCAUGCGGUCAAACCCGGGGGAGGAGCCAACAGAGCCAUUCCACUACUUGGACUUGGAGCCCCCAAAGAAGGAGGUUAAACUUGAAUGACGCAACCUCUUUUGACAAUGAUCGCCUUUUGUUUCCAAUCUACUUCUCUGUUAUUUCAAUAUCUGCGGAUGAAGGCGGGUAUUUUUAAGUGCAGCCAGCUUGUUUAUUCUAGUGUUUUUUUUUUUUUUCCGUGUGUGUACUUAUCCACACCAGCUAAUAAAAUGAAACCUUAACUUGGUUUUCUUUUCC
Molecule: messenger RNA, 547 nt
Organism: Rhodamnia argentea
Lineage: Eukaryota; Viridiplantae; Streptophyta; Magnoliopsida; Myrtales; Myrtaceae
Exons: 3
Coding region: 95-358 (87 amino acids)
Source: RefSeq, a predicted model, not a curated record